This is a messenger RNA of Adineta ricciae, 1656 nucleotides long. The record is from the annotation of a GenBank genome assembly. Lineage: Eukaryota; Metazoa; Rotifera; Eurotatoria; Adinetida; Adinetidae.
AUGCAUACAGCUGGGAAAAAGAACUAUUCCAUCCAAAUCAAUACAUCCAAAUUUAGUCUCACUCAAACUACGUAUCGUCGUUAUGUAACUCCCUUCGAGAAAAUUCUUUCUCAACAGUAUCAAGGACAAGGAACAACUGAAGAACCUUAUAAGAUUGAAUGGAUAUUGGAAGAUCCUGAAAAUCCUCAAACGUGGAAUACAGUGUACAGAUGGAUGUUGACCGUCUUUGUCUCGGUGGCCGCUACAAUUGUUCUUUUCUGUUCAUCUGUGUACGUUGGCGAAUUCGAUGGUCUCAGCCAAGAUUUUCAACCUUCUCGUGAAGUCAUUACUCUUGGUAUCUCUGUUAAUGUGCUUGGUUUUGCACUGGGUCCUCUUAUUUGGGCGCCAUGUUCUGAAGUGUUUGGAAGACGUAUUGUCUUUAUCAUCACUUUUGCGACUAUGACUGCGUUCAAUGCUGGAUCGGCAGCAUCGGUGAAUAUGUGGACACACAUUAUUCUUCGAUUCUUUGCCGGUGCAUUCGGUUCAUCUGCAUUCGCUAAUAGUAGCGGUACGAUCGCUGACCUUUAUCCGACCAAUCGGCGAGGUCUUCCUUUGACAAUUUUUGCAGCUGCUCCGUUCCUAGGACCUGUUUUCGGAUCUAUUAUCGGUGGCUUCGUUGGUGCCGCGAUCGGAUGGAGAUGGAUCCAAGGCAUUAUGGCUAUUAUUACAGGUGUGUUAACUGUCAUCGGAAUAGUUGGUUUACCGGAGACCUAUGCACCUGUUCUUCUACACUGGCGCGCUGAAAAGUUGUGCAACGUCACAGGCUAUUUCUAUCGCUCGAAAUUCGAAGAAAAAGCUCGAAUCACACUUCCUUAUCUUCUAAAGAUUUCAUUCUCUCGACCUUGGAUAUUUCUUUUUCGUGAACCAAUUGUUCUGUUCUUCGCCAUCUACAUGGCUGUCAUCUACGGUAUCAUGUACAUGCUGAUUGGUGCUUUUCCAAUACUCUAUCAUGAACAGAAAGGAUGGGCACCUGGUAUCGAUGGUCUUCCAUUUCUUGGCAUGGCAGUAGGCAUAGUUCUUGGUACUUUGUAUUGUAUCUGGGAUAAACGACGAUAUACCGAAGUAACAAAAGCAUAUGCUGGUAGUUUAGUACCACCAGAAACACGUCUUCCACCAGCAAUUGUUGGUGCAUUCGGCCUACCGAUAGGACUAUUUUGGUUUGCCUGGACCAAUUAUUCGUCGAUACACUUUAUAGUUCCCAUUCUGGCAGUCAUACCAUUUGGAUUUGGAAUAGUGCUCGUCUUCGUGGCUCUCAUAAACUAUAUGAUCGAUACUUACACUAUAUAUGCAGCAACUGUAAUGGCCGCUAACUCCAUUCUUCGCUCAUUGUUUGGUGCUGCCUUUCCUCUAUUCACUGCCAGAAUGUUUCAAAAUCUUGGUAUUCAAUGGGCAGCCUCGAUCGCUGGUUUUCUAGCCCUUCUCUGUUUACCGCUACCAUUCAUUUUCUGGAAAUAUGGCGCAAUCAUUCGAGCCUGGUCAAAGUAUUCAUCUGAAGCAACUGCUUCCAAACAAGAAACGCCUAUGCCACAAUUGGAUAAACCAAAAAUUAACACUAAAGCGAACAUCUCUAAGAAUUGUAUAUUAGAGCCUAAUGGUGCGGAGGAUAUUUGUUUGUAG